Molecule: messenger RNA, 516 nt
Organism: Talpa occidentalis (Iberian mole)
Lineage: Eukaryota; Metazoa; Chordata; Mammalia; Eulipotyphla; Talpidae
Gene: TSPO2
Product: translocator protein 2
Exons: 3
Coding region: 1-516 (171 amino acids)
Cellular component (GO): membrane; endoplasmic reticulum
Molecular function (GO): cholesterol binding
Source: RefSeq, a predicted model, not a curated record
AUGUGGCCUCAAGGAGCCAUCUUUGUAGCCUUUCCCCACCUGGGACCCAUCCUGGUCUGGCUGCUCGCUGGCCAUCGGAUGUCUGGCUGGUGUGAUGAACCAAGGAAGCUGCCCUGGUGCCCGCUCCACAAAGUCUUGUUGCUAGUGUGGGCCACCAUCUACUCUGUCAUGGGCUAUGCCUCCUACCUGGUGUGGAAGGACCUGGGAGGGGGCUUUGGGAGGCCCCUGGCCCUGCCUCUCGGCCUCUAUGCUGUGCAGCUCACCAUCAGCUGGACUGUGAUGAUUCUCUUUUUCGCAGCCCACACCCCUGGCCUGGCCCUGCUGCACCUGUUGCUGCUCUACGGGCUGGUGGUGAGUUUGGCCCUGAUCUGGCACCCCAUCAACAAGCUGGCUGCCCUGCUCCUGCUGCCCUACCUGGCCUGGCUCACCGUGACCGCCUCGAUCGCCUACCACCUGUGGAGGGACAGCCUUUGUCCAGAGCACCAAGUUCAGCCUACAGGGCAGAAGAGCAACUGA